Xenopus tropicalis (tropical clawed frog) is the source of this 3397-nucleotide messenger RNA. It is a transcript of the gene piwil3, whose product is annotated as piwi-like RNA-mediated gene silencing 3. The transcript is spliced from 22 exons. Gene Ontology annotation, cellular component: cytoplasm. The coding region runs from base 208 to 2817 and encodes 869 amino acids. Gene Ontology annotation, molecular function: RNA binding; nucleic acid binding. The record is from RefSeq and is a predicted model, not a curated record. Lineage: Eukaryota; Metazoa; Chordata; Amphibia; Anura; Pipidae.
GCGGGAUGGUUGGCUCACAGUGCGCAUGUGCAAGACUGAGGCGCUAAGGAGUGGUGCGCAGUGAGUGAGAGCUUCGUGUGUGGAGCCGCUACACAGACUUUUCCUCCAGAUCUGUUUGUUAUCUGCCUCCUGUUACAUUGGGUCAGAACCAGCAGUGCAGAGAGUAUACAGCCGUGCUGCUCACCGUAACCUUUACAGGAGUAAAAAAUGACUGGAAGAGCAAGAGCCAGGGCCCGUGGGAGAGCCCGUGGUCAAGAGCGUGGCCCCCCCGGACAGGAAUAUCCUCAGAGGCCACAGAGGCCACCUCCACAGCAGUUUCCACCACAGCAGCCAUUUCCACAAGCGCCUCCAGCCGAGCCAGAGCUUGUAGGCCGUGGGCGCCAAAGAGGAGCUGCAGCAGCUGCUGUAAGGCCAAGAGCUGAAGAUCCUGUACAGGAGAUCUCUGCUGGAUUUCAGGAGGUAACAAUUAGUGAACGUGGUGGCCGCAGGCGUGAUUUUCACGAUCUCGGUGUCAACACUCGUCAAACAAUCGAGCAUGUAAAGGAAUCUAAGACCGGUGUUUCUGGGAGUACAAUCCAACUAAGCACCAACCAUAUAAAAUUGGUAUCCAGACCCCAAUGGGUUCUAUACCAGUACCAUAUUGACUAUAAUCCUCAAAUGGAAUCCAGACGCUUGAGGACAGCUUUGCUUUAUCAGCACGAGGAGCUGAUUGGUAAAGCUCGGGCUUUCGAUGGAACCAUGUUAUUUGCCCCAAAGAGGCUAAAUAAGGCUACAGAAGUGUUCAGCCAAACCCGAAAUGGAGAGAACGUGAAGAUCACCAUUACUUUAACCAAUGAGUUGCCCCCUACAUCCCCCACAUGCUUCCAGUUCUACAACAUCAUAUUCAGGAGGCUGUUGAAGAUGAUGAAUAUGAAGCAGAUUGGACGCAAUUACUAUAACCCCAGUGAUCCAAUAGAAAUUAGUCAGCAUAAUCUAACUAUCUGGCCAGGCUUCACUACAUCCAUCCUGCAGUACGAAACUAGCAUUAUGCUGAGUCUCGAUGUGAGCCAUAAAGUUUUGAGAAGCGAGACCGUACUGGAUGUUAUGACCAAACUGUAUCGCAUGCACGGAGACAGAGACUUCGCCGAUGCUGUCACGAAAGAACUGCUCGGGCAGAUUGUACUUACAAAGUACAACAACAAAACCUACCGUAUUGAUGAGAUAUGCUGGAAUAUGACUCCGCAGUCCACCUUCAAGAAGUCAGAUGGCAGUGAUAUUAGCUUUGUGGAUUACUACAGAAUGCAAUAUAAUAAAGAAAUCAGAGAUCUGAGACAGGCUCUUAUUGCCAACAUACCGAGAAGGGUGAGGCCUGGGGGUGACACAGGGCCUAUCGUUUUAGUGCCUGAAUUGUGCAACCUUACAGGUUUGACCGAUAGAAUGAGGAAUGAUUUUGGUGUCAUGAGAGACCUGGCAGUUCACACAAGGCUGCCCCCAGACCAGAGAGAGAAACAAGUUGCGAGGUUCCUGAACUACAUUCACAAAGAUGAGAAUGUCCAGAAGGAGCUUCGAGACUGGGGGCUAAAUUUUGAUAAACAGCUAUUGCCAUUUGUUGGCAGAGUGUCUCCUCCUGAAAGGAUUCUGCAAGCUGGAAGAACCGCAGAUUACAACCCUCAGUUUGCAGACUGGUCUCGAGAAAUGAGAGGACAAACUCUGAUCAGUGUGAGACAUCUGGAUAACUGGAUGCUGCUGUACCCCAGGAGAUGCUACGAUGCCGCUCAAACUCUUGUACAGACUCUAAAUAAAGUGGCACAGCAGAUCGGAAUGAGGAUGAAUAAUGUGAGGAUGUUUGAAGUAGAUGACAGAGCCAAUUCCUAUAUACAGGUUUUGAAUGCAGAAGUCAAUCCAGAUACGCAGAUGGUAGUCUGUGUACUGUCCAGCAUUCAUAAGGAGAAGUACGACUCUAUAAAGAAAUACCUCUGCCUUCAAAUCCCCACUCCGAGUCAGUGCGUCGUGGCUCGUACAUUAAGUAAACCGCAAACCGUUCUCUCUGUUGCUACAAAAAUUGCGAUGCAGAUGAACUGUAAGAUGGGAGGAGAACUGUGGAGCGUGGAAAUACCGCUUGGUGAAAUGAUGGUCAUUGGCAUUGAUUGCUACCAUGAUACCUUGUCAGGCAAAAGAUCUAUCGCUGGGUUUGUCGCCAGUAUGAACAGAAAUUUGACUCGCUGGUAUUCUCGCUGCGUACUUCAGGACCAAAAGCAGGAAAUUGUGGAUGGUCUGAAAGUCUGUUUGCAAGCCUCGCUCCAUGCCUGGUUUAACUGCAACAAGAACUUACCUUCCCGCAUUCUCAUCUAUCGGGAUGGCGUUGGAGAUGGGCAGCUGAAGACCCUGGUGAACUAUGAAAUCCCCCAGUUCCUGGAUUGCAUUAAAUCUGCAGGAAGAGAUUACUGCCCCAAACUGUCCAUAAUUGUAGUAAAGAAGAGAAUCAAUGCCAGAUUUUUUGCCCACCUGGGAGGCAGGAUACAGAAUCCUCCCCCGGGCACCGUCGUGGAUGUAGAAGUGACCAGGCCUGAAUGGUACGACUUCUUCAUCGUCAGCCAGUCAGUGAGGCAAGGGACUGUGUCUCCUACUCACUACAAUGUUGUGUAUGAUAGCAGCGGCCUGAAGCCCGACUACAUGCAGCGCCUCACCUACAAACUCUGCCACCUUUACUAUAACUGGCCUGGAGUGAUCAGAGUGCCGGCUCCGUGCCAGUAUGCCCACAAGCUGGCCUUCUUGGUCGGGCAGAGCAUUCACAAAGAACCCCACUUGGCCCUUUCCAACCGCCUUUACUACCUCUAGAUGAAAUGAGGAGCGGGUUCCGCUAUCUGUUUCCCGGUGCUAUAUUUUGAGUUUUUUUCUUAAAUCAAAUUUGGGAAGAGUUUCCCUAUAUUUAUGUUUAUUGCAAGUUGCCAUUUUUUUUUUCUGGAAAAUUAUUAAUAUAAAAUGUUUCAGACACAGCGGAGAAGUGAUUGAUAGAAGAGGAAAUGUGUAUUUUCUGCUUGUUUUUCUUUAUUGUAUAAAUGAAAAUAAUUAAUUUGUUUUUGUUAAUUAACUGUGUGCAUUAACGUUUGUUAGACUGCCCAAACACUGAGGGGGGAAGCAGAAUGGUAUAGUCCCACUAGCGCUAGCAGCACACGGAAGGUUAACCCAAUAUUUACCCUUAAUAUAAUGUGUCGCUGGCAACUAAAUGGGAGCUUGGAAUUGAGGUGCCAAUGGGCAAUGUGUGCUGGGCACCAUAUACACACAAGUAAUGACGGCAUCUCAAUGGUUGGCACUGCGACCAGUCAGAAUUCAGCUACACUAUCACUCAAGCCCAAACAGCCCCCCAGCCCAAUAAAUAGUGACUGUCUGUGGCACCUUACAGCCCCCCUGGCAUUCC